AUGACACAGUUGCAGAAACGAUACUUGACUAGUCAGCAGAAGUGUGGUUCUGUAAGAUGGUGUGGACUUCCAUUGUUUUUUACAACUCUUCAUCAUGAACAG
Messenger RNA from Gryllus bimaculatus (two-spotted cricket), 102 nucleotides. The record is from the annotation of a GenBank genome assembly. NCBI's taxonomy places the organism in Eukaryota, Metazoa, Arthropoda, Insecta, Orthoptera, Gryllidae.